This is a messenger RNA of Pogona vitticeps (central bearded dragon), 1246 nucleotides long. RefSeq names its product ARF like GTPase 4D (gene ARL4D). NCBI's taxonomy places the organism in Eukaryota, Metazoa, Chordata, Lepidosauria, Squamata, Agamidae. The record is from RefSeq and is a predicted model, not a curated record. Gene Ontology annotation, molecular function: GTPase activity; GTP binding.
GUCGCGCCCGCCCGCUGCCGUUUUUUGAGCUCAGUGGGUGUCGAGCGGUGGCGCGGAGCGGCUGUGCGGGGGCGGGAUGCUUCGUGGUGGGAAGAGGCAGCCCGCCGUAGACCAGCCGACGUUUGGCAUCUCUAUGGAGUUUUGCAACUGCUGUGAACAGUGAAACACCAGCAAGCAGCACUCUCCAAGGUUUGGCACUGCUCCAGUGGACAAUGGGGAACCAGCUGGCCCCCGGGCCUCCUUUCCUGCCCCACUUGCAGGCUGUGCAUGUGGUGGUUGUCGGACUGGAUUCAGCUGGCAAAACAUCUCUCCUAUACCAUCUGAAGUUCCAGGAGUUCGUCAAAAGCGCGCCAACCAAAGGCUUCAACAUGGAGAAGAUCCGUGUGCCACUGGGUGGUUCUCGGGCCAUCACUUUCCAAGUGUGGGAUGUGGGUGGCCAAGAGAAAUUGCGCCCUCUCUGGAAGUCCUACAUGCGCCGUACAGAUGGAGUUGUGUUUGUGGUCGAUUCCGCAGAGGUCGACCGUCUGGAGGAGGCUCGUGUAGAGCUGCACAGGAUUGUCCGCUCCUCAGACAACCAAGGGGUUCCCGUGUUGGUGCUAGCCAAUAAACAGGAUGUCACUCAGGCACUCUCAGUAGCUGAGGUGGAGAAACUGCUUGGCUUGCAUGAAUUCUGUGCCUCCACCUUGAGCCACAUCCAGGGUUGUAGCGCUGUCACUGGGCUAGGCCUCCAACAAGGCCUGGAGAAACUCUAUGAAAUGAUUCUCAAACGCAAAAAGCUCCUUCGCGGCAGCAAGAAGAAGCAUUGAGAAAAGGCAGCAACUGGGAUGUUUUGCACCUCGAAAGUAGUUAAUGACUACUCCAAGGCAAUGAUUCAGAGCAAUACACAGAUGCAACAUUGCAUAGAUUUCUGUUUCCUAUUUAAUGGACUUGUGGAUUGUUGAAAAUGAACACGCCGUGGACUUGUAAGACUACAUGCAGGCAGCCUCCUCUUACACUAAGGAGGAUGUCAACAUGGCAAAGACUGGGGAUCCUCAAAAUAACUGGAAGUUGAGCUACAGACUCUUGGUAUCAUCAGCUCACUCCUGCCUCAAUUUGUUUACAUAUACUGUAUAAACAAUUUUGUAUAUAUAUUUUUAAAGUCUCCAGAAGGUGGGCCUUUUGGGGUGGCUCUUGGUAUGUGUGUGUUUUUUUAAAAAACAAAAAGAAACAAACCUUAACUUAUUAAAUAUACUGUCUGCAAAGCUGG